This is a messenger RNA of Stegodyphus dumicola, 1124 nucleotides long. RefSeq names its product protein kinase C, brain isozyme-like. NCBI's taxonomy places the organism in Eukaryota, Metazoa, Arthropoda, Arachnida, Araneae, Eresidae. The record is from RefSeq and is a predicted model, not a curated record. Gene Ontology annotation, biological process: protein phosphorylation. Gene Ontology annotation, molecular function: ATP binding; zinc ion binding; diacylglycerol-dependent serine/threonine kinase activity.
AUGUUAGCUGAGAGAAAAGGAACAGAUGAAUUAUAUGCAAUUAAAAUUUUGAAGAAAGAUGUCAUAAUCCAAGAUGAUGAUGUUGAAUGUGCCAUGAUUGAAAAGAGGGUUUUGGCAUUGUCAAAUAAACCUCCAUUUCUUGUGCAACUACACUCCUGUUUCCAGACAACAGAUAGAUUAUAUUUUGUGAUGGAAUUUAUCAAUGGAGGUGACCUUAUGUUUCAAAUUCAGAAAUGUGCCAAAUUCAAAGAACCUGUUGCAACGUUUUAUGCUGCUGAAAUAGCUAUAGGACUGUUUUUCCUGCACAAUAGGGGUAUUAUUUAUAGAGAUCUGAAGCUAGACAAUGUUCUUCUUGAUCAAGAUGGCCAUAUAAAAAUUGCUGAUUUUGGAAUGUGUAAGGAAGGGAUUAUGGGGAACAAAACAACUAAAACAUUUUGUGGAACACCUGACUAUAUUGCACCUGAGAUCAUUCUGUAUCAACCGUAUGGAAAAUCUGUGGAUUGGUGGGCAUAUGGAGUUCUUCUAUAUGAAAUGUUAGUAGGACAGCCUCCAUUUGAUGGAGAAGAUGAAGAGGAACUUUUUGCAUCUAUCACUGACCACAAUGUAUCUUAUCCCAAAUCUCUUUCAAAAGAAGCGAAAGAAAUUCUGAAAGGUUUCCUUACAAAGGAUCCAGAGAAGCGAUUAGGCAGCGGUUCAACAGGAGAAGAAGAUAUUCGCAUUCAUCCUUUCUUCAGAAGAAUAAGUUGGGAUAAAAUCGAGAACAAAGAGGUGCAACCUCCUUUCAAGCCAAAAAUAUGGAAUUUUUAAAGAAAUAUGGAGAAGUGGUAAUAAAUGAAAAUGAUAUAACAGAAGAUUUUCAAGAUGAAGACAAUGCCUCAAUCAUCAGUCAUCUAACUGAUCGCAAAGGUCUGUAGUAUGGCUCAAAAUCCAGAAAAUAUUGCGACCAAUAGUGACAGAGAGGUUGCUUAGAAAGAAAAAAUUUUCAUUUAUAAUUUUGUGAGAAUUUUUAAUAUAUCAAUUAAAGGACUUUAAAGACACUAGAACUUCUUUAUAGCUGAAAAAGAAACUGUGUUUGUCUUUUGAAGUAAAAACAAAGUAUUAACACACACACACACACACACACA